AAAAAAUAUUGUCUUGGUGUGGAAAUUCUGGUUAAGCUAAUUGUGAUUCCAAGUGGUAAAAAAACCAACUUUGAUUGCAGAUGGAGGGAGAGACUAUUUAAUUAGAGGAUUCAGUUUUGAUUCCGUUAAUCUCCCAUCGCUCACGUGUCAACCUGAAACAGAGCAGUAAAUUCCACUCCCUCCUUCCUUUCAGCUUUAAACACCCACAAGUCUCCGCUCCUGCUCCACCUUCAAACACCAAAUCUAGAGAGCGAUUCAGGAAACCCAAGCCACAAACCACCGCCACAACCAGUACGUUGUGAUUAUCACCAUUUCUAAUCGGAGAUACUGAGGUAGAGAAAAGAUCACUGAAAAUGGCAGGGAGAGUAGAUCUAGACGGGAAUCCGAUAAAGCCGAUUACCAUAUGCAUGAUCGGCGCCGGAGGUUUCAUUGGGUCGCAUCUGUGCGAGAAGCUGAUGGAGGAGACGCAGCACAAGGUUUUCGCGGUGGACGUGUACAAUGACAAGAUCAAGCACCUCCUCGAGCCUGCCUCCAGCCGUUGGGCUGACCGCAUCCAGUUCCAUCGCCUCAACAUCAAGAAUGACUCUCGCCUUGAAGGACUUAUCAAGAUGGCAGAUCUGACCAUAAAUCUUGCUGCGAUCUGCACUCCUGCUGAUUACAACACCCGCCCUCUUGACACAAUUUACAGCAACUUCAUCGAUGCACUACCUGUGGUCAAAUACUGUUCAGAGAAUGGAAAACGUCUCAUUCAUUUUUCCACUUGUGAAGUGUAUGGGAAAACCAUAGGGUGCUUCUUACCCAAAGAUAGUCCAUUGAGACAGGAUCCUGCCUACUAUGUUCUGAAGGAAGAUGUAUCUCCUUGCAUUUUUGGCCCCAUUGAGAAGCAGAGAUGGUCCUAUGCAUGUGCCAAGCAGUUGAUUGAGAGAUUGAUCUAUGCUGAGGGUGCUGAGAAUGGUAUGGAAUUCACCAUUGUGAGACCCUUUAACUGGAUUGGUCCCAGGAUGGAUUUCAUUCCUGGCAUUGAUGGUCCUAGUGAGGGUGUUCCAAGAGUUUUGGCCUGCUUCAGUAAUAACCUUUUGAGGCGGGAACCAUUGAAGCUUGUAGACGGAGGCCAAUCUCAAAGAACCUUUGUGUACAUCAAGGAUGCUAUUGAAGCUGUUGUUUUGAUGAUUGAAAACCCUUCAAGAGCAAAUGGCCAUAUUUUUAAUGUGGGCAAUCCUAACAACGAAGUAACUGUAAGGCAACUUGCUGAAAUGAUGAUCCAGGUAUACUCCAAAGUAAGUGGGGAAACUGAACUCGAAACUCCAACCAUAGAUAUAAGCUCCAACGAAUUCUAUGGAGAGGGGUAUGACGAUAGCGAUAAGAGAAUUCCAGACAUGACAAUAAUCAACACACAACUUGGCUGGAAUCCAAAGACAUCGUUAUGGGACUUGCUAGAGUCCACACUCACUUACCAACACAGAACAUAUGCUGAGGCUAUCAAGCAGUCAAUUUCAAAGGCAACCACAAAUUGAAGGAAAAUGUGUUUUUUUCUUAAUGAGGAGAUAAUGUUGUGAGAACCACUAUUCUGUAUGCUAAUUUUGUCAAGGGUUGCAGUCUUCCUGUCAUCUUACAGUAGAUUGCAAUUGUAAGCAUCAUAUGUAUGAGAUUUCCUUUGGACAGACAGUAGGUAAAAUUCUAAUUCUCUUGGCAUGUGCUGGCUUCUGAAGUGUGCUGCUGCUUGUAGGAGGAGGAGCAGUGGAUUGCUUGUGUACUAAUAAUAAAACUACGUAUCAUUUUGUUCUGUAUUUCUUCUUGGUUCUUAAAGUAUCACUCUAUCAGUAAUUCUUGAACACGCCCUUCAGCUUAAGUCAUAUGCCUAGAUCUUAUUUAUUUAUUUCUUUAUUUAUUUAUUAAAUACUCGUAAAUACGUAUUUAUUCGGUAUAAUUUUGGUAGGUUGGCCAAAA
This is a messenger RNA of Cuscuta europaea, 1947 nucleotides long. Lineage: Eukaryota; Viridiplantae; Streptophyta; Magnoliopsida; Solanales; Convolvulaceae. The record is from the annotation of a GenBank genome assembly.